Molecule: messenger RNA, 513 nt
Organism: Medioppia subpectinata
Lineage: Eukaryota; Metazoa; Arthropoda; Arachnida; Sarcoptiformes; Oppiidae
Source: the annotation of a GenBank genome assembly
UACUCGUGCCUAAGCAACGAUCGUGACCUGGACAAGGUGCCAGACAAUAUCGCCGGCUAUACCAAUAGCAACCCAAACGGCACCGUACAUCACAACAACCAUAAUAACAUCCAUAAUAAUAAUAUUAAUACAAUUAACAAUAAUAAUGCCAACUAUCGGAGCAACUAUCUGGCCGUAAACGAUGGUCAGGUGCCGCCCAGCCCUCACCUCAGCAUAAACCGUAUGGCCUAUAGUUUGCCCAACUUUAACGCCCGGUUCCGCCGGUCGUCCCAAAUACCCGGCGCCCGACCCAAGAGUAUGACAUCCGAGAAGGUGUUGGAAAAAGUGCGGCCCGAGUGCCGCUCCCCCUGGGAAGUGAUCAAGGGCCUUUUCCCGGCCAUCGGCUGGUUGAGCAAGUAUAAAAAAGAGGACCUGAUCCCGGACUUGGUGUCCGGCGCCACGAUUGCCGUGUUUCAAGUGCCAGAGAGUAUGGGUUAUAGCCUGUUGGCCAACGUUAAACCAGCAUUGUUCAGU